Molecule: messenger RNA, 2254 nt
Organism: Amaranthus tricolor (Joseph's coat)
Lineage: Eukaryota; Viridiplantae; Streptophyta; Magnoliopsida; Caryophyllales; Amaranthaceae
Product: inactive LRR receptor-like serine/threonine-protein kinase BIR2
Exons: 1
Coding region: 166-1977 (603 amino acids)
Biological process (GO): protein phosphorylation
Molecular function (GO): protein kinase activity; protein binding; ATP binding
Source: RefSeq, a predicted model, not a curated record
AAAACUUGCAACUAAUCAUAAUCACAAUGAAUCCCACAACCAUGUCCAAAAGUUGACCUUCAUACCUAAAACUCCCCAUUUUUCCUUCAAUCUUACCCUUUCAAGUUGUACUUUUCUUAUACAUGUUGCUUCCUCUACCUUUCUUCAAUCUUUCCCAUUUCACUAAUGAAGAAGGAAACUUUUUCAGAUCAACCCACUAUUUUCCUUCUUCUACUCACUCUACUCACUCUAUCUUUAGCUGCUGAAGAUGAUAUAAAGUGUCUUCAAGGGAUCAAAUCAUCUCUAAAAGACCCACAAGCUAAGCUCAAUUCAUGGAACUUCAAAAAUUCAUCUGCUGCAAUUGGGUUUGUGUGCAAAUUUGUUGGGGCUUCUUGUUGGAAUGAUAGAGAAAAUAGACUAAUUAGUCUUCAACUUAGAGAAUUUCAGCUUUCUGGGCAAAUCCCAGAUUCCCUUGAGUUUUGUUCUAGCAUCCAAAAUCUUGAUCUUUCUGAUAAUUCCUUAUCUGGUAAUAUCCCUUCAAAGAUCUGUUCAUGGCUUCCUUUUUUAGUAACUUUAGAUUUGUCUAAUAAUCAAUUAUCUGGUCAAAUCCCAUCUGAUCUUGGUAAAUGUCAGUAUUUGAAUAAAUUAAUUUUGUCUGGUAAUCAAUUAUUUGGUUCUAUACCUUUAGAAUUGUCCAAUUUGAAUAGACUUAUUGAAUUUUCUGUUGAUAGUAAUGAUUUAUCUGGACCUAUUCCUGGGUUUUUUGCAAAAUUUGAUAAAUCUUCCUUUGAAGGAAAUGAUAAGUUAUGUGGGAAACCAAUUAGGUCAAAUUGUAGUGGUUUGAGUAAGAAGAAUUUGGGUAUUAUUAUAGCUGCUGGUGUAUUUGGGGCUGCUGCCUCUUUGUUGUUCGGGUUCGGGUUAUGGUGGUGGUAUUUUUCUAGGGUUAGUAGGAGAAGGAAGGAAGGAUAUGGUCUAGGAAGAGUAGAGGAUGGUUCUUGGGUUGAUAUGUUAAGGGCUCAUAAGCUUACUCAAGUUUGUUUGUUUCAAAAACCACUUGUUAGGGUUAAGUUGUUAGAUUUGUUGGGUGCUACCAACAAUUUUAGUGGAGAUACUUUGAUGAUCUCGACUCGAAUGGGAUCGACUUACAAGGCUAUGUUGCCCGAUGGCUCGACGUUGGCUAUCAAACGGCUUAACACAUGUAAGUUGAACGAGAAGCUAUUUAAGACGGAGAUGAAUCGAUUGGGAAAGCUUAGGCAUCCAAAUUUAGUUCCCUUGUUAGGGUAUUGUCUUGUGGAAGACGAGAAGCUUUUGGUGUAUAAGUACUUGUCGAAUGGCACAUUGUCGUCUGUUCUACAUGGGAAGACGAUUGAGUUAGAUUGGCCUACGAGGUUUAGGAUUUGUUUAGGUGCGGCCAAAGGUCUUGCUUGGCUCCAUCAUGGAGUCGAGCCUCCACAUUUGCACCAAAAUAUAUGUUCGAAUGUGAUACUUCUUGACGAAGAUUUGGAUGCUCGAAUAAUUGAUUUUGGACUUGCUAGACUUAUAAACGCUUCAAACUCGUAUAAUGAUAGUAGUUUUGUUAAUGGGGAUUUAGGGGAAUUCGGGUAUAUAGCGCCCGAGUACUCGAGCACUAUGGUGCCCUCGCUUAAAGGAGACGUUUAUGCGUUUGGUGUAGUUCUUUUGGAAUUAGUGACCGGGCAAAACCCGAUGGAAGUAAGUGUUGCCGAGGAAGGUUUCAAGGGGAACUUAGUAGAUUGGGUGAAUCAACUAUCAAGCUUAGGAAGAACAAUCGAGGCUAUCGAUAAUGAGAUACGAGGAAAAGGCCAUGACAGUGAUAUUAUGCAGGUCUUCGCAAUUGCCUCGAAUUGUAUAGUUUCUCGACCCAAGGACAGAUAUUCGAUGCUUCGGGUUUAUGAAUCAUUGAAAAACUUGACUGAGGAUCAUCCUUCCGAGCAAUUCGAUGAUUUUCCAUUGAUUUUUGGAAGACAAGAUCUCAAUUAGCCUGUAUAAUUAGUUAAGUGGUCCUAUAUAAUUAGUUAAGUGGUCCUAUAUAUUGAGCUUUCGUAAACGUUUAUCGAUUGCGAAAAAAGAAAGUUUGCUACCUAUGAGCAUCAUCCAAAGCUCAUUGUGGCAUGUAAUGUCAUUCUUCAUUGUAUGUUGUAAAUCAAAGGAUGGAUCGAAGCCACCUUAUUGAGGUUAGAAAUAUGAAAAGUACAGAAAAUUUUGACAAAUUUGCUUUGCCAAGAACUAUUAUGAGCAAUCAUAUAUUAAUACACCU